Molecule: messenger RNA, 240 nt
Organism: Galeopterus variegatus (Sunda flying lemur)
Lineage: Eukaryota; Metazoa; Chordata; Mammalia; Dermoptera; Cynocephalidae
Gene: CT62
Product: cancer/testis antigen 62
Source: RefSeq, a predicted model, not a curated record
UUCCCAUGCUCCUGCCUGGGGCUGACCCCCUACUUAACCUGUAACCCAUUACUGGGCAAGAGAAUAUCUGCAGCUACAAGCUCUGAGGACACAGGCAGAAUGGUUUCUAUGAACAUCAAGGAUUCCAGUGAAGUGUCAGGGAGUCUCCAGGCUGCAUUUCAAGUGUCUAACUCUCUCCCUUUCUCACUUCAUGGUCAUCCUCAUUCUCCUUCUAGCCACAUGUCCAGUCAGAGAAGAUAG